GGCUUCUUGAGGCUAUCUUGCAAUAUUACCACGAACGUCGGCUUCGCGUCUUUGUCUUCUACUGAUAGGACGUCCCGCUUAGCUUCGUGUCCGCACUCAGGCGACGCAGUAGUAGCGGCAGUACUAUAAUCUUCGCGCCCCCAACCGUCUCGCCAUGCAAGUUUCACCUACCCUAGGCGACACCUCUAAUUCAGCGGUCGAGACCGACCUUCUCCCCGCUCUGAUUGACUACGUCGCAGUCCACGAAGCGAGGCAGCGUUUCAGUAUCGAAUCUCGCGUCGCGCGUCAGAUCCAGGCGAAUCUGCGGGUGCCCAGUAGCCCACGCACGGUUGCGUUCAUUAGCCGCGCUCCUGAGUUCCUGCCUAUCGAGUUCAUCAUCGUGGGUGGAGGUGUGGGAGGUCUAACUGCCUCGAUCGCGCUCAGUCGGCUCGGCCACCGGGUGACGGUGCUGGAUGAGAAUAACGAUUGGGAUCAGACACAAGGCGCGGGAGGCUGUCGGCUCGCGCCCAACGUCACGAAGAUUUACUACCGCUGGGGGAUGGAGGAGAAACUCAAGAAAAUCGGCGUCGUCUCGCAAUACAUCCAAUUUGCAGAUUAUGAGACUGGACGUUUGGGCGCGAACGGAGAGUGGGUGGAGGACUUCCAGAUCGAGUCGGGAGGAGAGUUUCUAUCACUGCAUUAUGCGGACUUCCGCAAACUGCUUUAUGACACAUGCGUGGAACUGGGUGUCAAGGUCCGUGGCGGCGCAAAGGUCACACAGUACCACGUCCGGCCAGAGCGGCCUUCCGUCACGCUGGCGUCGGGAGAAGAGGUGCAUGGAGACGUGCUGAUCGCGGCGGACGGGAGGAUGUCACUCUCGCGGCAGCUCAUGCUGGGCGACCGGAAUUAUGAGAAGCUGCAGAACGUUAUGGUAUUCAAUGCCGUCGUUCCCAUGACCAAAAUGGCAGAAGACCCCGACCUCGACGGAUUCCUCCACGAGAAGCAGGAAGGCACCGUUUUUAGCUGGUUCGGCGAGGACCGCGGCGCGCUGGGGUUCCCGACCGCUGCACAGGGCCGGAACGAAUUCUGCCUCCACACGUUCGCACCGUCCGACUGGGGCGAGCCGGAUACAAUGCUCGAGGUGGGCCGCGCGGAGCUGGUCAAGUCGGUGCAGAAUGCGGAGCCGCGUCUGCGAAAGUUGGCGGAGCUGGCGAGUACGGUCAUCGCUAUUCCCGUGGUAGAAAGACCCCAUAUAGACGAAUGGCUACACCCCGACGGCUCCCUGCUCGUCAUCGGUGAAGCGGCACACCCACUAACAACAGGCUCCCUCUACGCGAUCACGCUCGCCGUCGAGGACGCAAUGAUGCUCGGCCGACUCUUCCACCACCUGCACCGGCGCGAUCAGAUCGGCAACUUCCUCACGGCCCUCGCGGAAAAGCGUCAGGCGCGCGUGCGCACCGUCGAGAUCACGCAGCGCGUGAACCCGCUCUCGAUAGCCCUCCCCCCCGGCGUCGAUCAGGCGCGGUACCUUAAGGCGGCAGUGGAGAACAUGACUGCGGCGGAUGCGGUUUCGCUCACGCAGGACGCGAUCAGGGUGCUCUUCGCAUACGACCCCGAGGAUGAAGCGGACGACUGGUGGGUCCAAUGGGGCCUCCUGCAAGAGCGCCACGCACGCCUCCUCCCGCUCUCCCCAGGCAUCUCCGUCGACGUCGAGAAGAAAAACUCCUAGCGUCGCCUCUUCCCUCUCCACCGCCACCGACUGAGGAUAUAGGACAACACUGGAUUGGGACUAUCGCCCACUACCUAUAUGGAGGAUUAUCGAUUAUCGCCGAUGCGCCGUAUGUAUGCGCCCGCGUCGUGCCGCUGACUAUUACCGUAUUUAUGUACUUGACACUACGAUAUACCGCUUUCGCCUGCUGCUUAGUCUAGAAUGCACACGCGUAUGCCUUCCGC
Laetiporus sulphureus 93-53 is the source of this 1932-nucleotide messenger RNA. RefSeq names its product FAD/NAD(P)-binding domain-containing protein. The record is from RefSeq and is a predicted model, not a curated record. The coding region runs from base 155 to 1708 and encodes 517 amino acids. Gene Ontology annotation, molecular function: monooxygenase activity; FAD binding. Gene Ontology annotation, biological process: secondary metabolite biosynthetic process. Lineage: Eukaryota; Fungi; Basidiomycota; Agaricomycetes; Polyporales; Laetiporaceae. The transcript is spliced from 12 exons.